AGUUUGAUUUUGAGAGGCAGUAGUCAUGGUGAGAGACGAGCCAAGCAGACAACUCUGGAGAGGCGCCUCUCUUUUUGAUCAGAGGCCACGGCACGCCUCAGGGCGAGGCAGAAGGACCUGAAAAACCUGCUGCCUGCGAUUAUUACUCUCAGCGAGCACCAGCUCAGGAGGAACAAGUGAGCAAGCGUGGAGCCUCCUCCUUUAAACAUAAACACUUUGAUUUCCACAGAAAGCACACACAGAGGCAUCUCUGGUUGUUUUAAAACUCUUUUAACCUUUUUUUUUUUGUCUGUCUGUCUGUUUUUACCCGUGGGACUGUCCCUUUAGCAGCACCUGGGACAUAUUUACUUAUCGGAGUAGCACACACUCUUCUACUCCCUUGUGCCUCCCUCGCCAGAUCUUCUGUGACUGUCAGCCCUCCACUGGGGGACUAUGCCCCUAUCAGUCAAGUGAGGGUGGGGGCUCUGCAGCUGCUCACUCUCCCAUCUGGAGAAGGCUUUGGCUGAAAUUAAAGAAGACGGUAAUUGCUGAAGAUGCAAGCUUCAACUGUCUCACCUGGGACCAGCACUCUAACACCUUCAAACACAACCACCACUACAAAGACCAAAGAACAAAUACUCAUCCAGAGUUCCGGGGCAAUGAUUGCUGUCAUUGUCAUAGGUAUCAUCAUUCUUCUUGCCAUUCUCCUAAUCAUCCUGAAGACGUACAACAGGCGGACACAUGUAUCCAGAGUCCUGGGAACCAGCGGUGGCUCCAAACCUCGUCCGAAGAUGUCACAAUCCAGCAACCUGCCGCUGAGCACCAUGGGAAUCAACUCUGUGUCAGGCAGCAUCUCCAAUUCCAACCCAGUCUCAGAGAAUGGCUUCCAGCUGCCCAGAAUGGAGCUGACCAGUAUGGAGGGAAACCACAUAGAGGAAAGCAGCACCGUCAGUGUUUCCAAUGCGGUAACCAUACACGAUUCUCCAUCAGUGACAAACACAUAGCAGCAAGAGUGUGGUUCUCACAACAGGCCCUGACUGAUGUGUCGUCUUCAUUCAUGACCACAUACUGUGUGCAGACUGAAUCCUGUGAAAACUCAAUCCGUGACGUUAGUGUUUUCACUGCCGAUCUCCACCAA
Messenger RNA from Etheostoma cragini (Arkansas darter), 1117 nucleotides. It is a transcript of the gene ncmap, whose product is annotated as non-compact myelin associated protein. Gene Ontology annotation, cellular component: paranode region of axon; plasma membrane; Schmidt-Lanterman incisure. Bases 534 to 983 code for a protein of 149 amino acids. Gene Ontology annotation, molecular function: structural constituent of myelin sheath. The transcript has 4 exons. NCBI's taxonomy places the organism in Eukaryota, Metazoa, Chordata, Actinopteri, Perciformes, Percidae. The record is from RefSeq and is a predicted model, not a curated record. Gene Ontology annotation, biological process: regulation of myelination.